Messenger RNA from Colletotrichum higginsianum IMI 349063, 1635 nucleotides. Its product is annotated as Cytochrome p450. The coding region runs from base 1 to 1635 and encodes 544 amino acids. Gene Ontology annotation, molecular function: heme binding; monooxygenase activity; oxidoreductase activity, acting on paired donors, with incorporation or reduction of molecular oxygen. Lineage: Eukaryota; Fungi; Ascomycota; Sordariomycetes; Glomerellales; Glomerellaceae. The record is from RefSeq and is a predicted model, not a curated record. The transcript is spliced from 7 exons.
AUGGCAAUGCAUGAUUUCAUGUCGAGCUUCACCCUGCCUCAGCUUGCAGGGCUGCUUUUCGGUCUCUGGCUGCUUUUUGCCGCCCAGCUCGGAGUCCGGCGACUCUACUUCAGCCCCAUCUCGCACAUUCCGGGCCCCAGGCUGGCGGCUCUGACGCAAUACUACGAAUUCUACUAUGACAUCGUCCUGCGAGGGCAGUACACGUUCAAUAUUAUCGAGAUGCAUCGGGAGUAUGGACCCGUCGUGCGCAUCAGCCCGUGGGAGGUCCACGUCGGCGACCCAGAGUUCUUUCCGGAGCUGUACACCGGGCCUGGCCGGCCUCGGGAGAAGUGGGCAUUUUACACUCAGCAGUUUGGAUCUCCUGAAAGCGCACUAGCUACCAUCAACCAUGAGCAUCACAGACUGCGACGUUCAGCCUUGAACCCGUUCUUUUCAACACAGACGGUACGGAAGUUACAGCCCGUCAUAGAGGAGCGAGUGGACGCGCUGCUGGGACGUCUGCUUGAUCACGGCCAGCGGGCCAAGGAGCCCCUGGAUGUGAUGUAUCCGUUCUCAGCUUUCACCAACGAUGUCAUCAACCAGUACAGCUUUGCUCGGAGCGACCAUCUCAUCGAGGACCGGAACUUCGGAAAAGAGGUCACCGACAACCUGCUCAUGGGCACCCACCUCGGCCCGAUGAUCAAGCAUAUGAACUGGGCCCUCACGCUGGUCAACGUACUGCCCGAGUCGUUUUCGGGGCGUUUCGUUCCUGGGUGGGGUGGGUUCCUCAAGAUGAAGAAUGACAUCAAGGAUCAGAUCGCCGAGAUCAAAAGGACGGAGAAUACGGACAAGUGGCAGCUUGACAUCAGUCACCCGACCAUCUUUCACGAGAUGUUGUCGUCCAGACUCCUGCCGCCGCGGGAGAAGACGGUGUCGCGGCUCGGGCAAGACGGGCAGAUCCUGGUGCAGGGCGGCACGCUCACGACGUCGUGGACGCUGUCGCUCGCCGUGUUUCACCUCCUCAACCGGCCGUCGACGCUGCGCAGGCUCCGGGACGAGCUCUUCGCCGCGAUCCCGGACCGUGAUGCCGUCGUGUCGCUGGCGGAGCUGGAGAACCUGCCGUACCUCCGGGGCGUCGUGAAGGAGGCGCUGAGGCUCGGGUUCGGUACGAGUUCCCGGCUGGCGCGUGUAUGCCCGGACGAGACGCUGUCCUACCACGACAAAGAGCGCGGCCGCACGCUGCGACUCCCGCCGGGGACGGUCAUCGGCAUGAGCACGUACAAGACGCAGACGGACCCGAAAAUCUACUACGACCCGUUCGGGUUCCACCCGGAGCGCUGGAUCGAAGACGGCGAGCAGCUCGAGAAGUACCUGACAGUGUUCUGCGGCGGUACGCGCGUCUGUCUCGGCAUGGCGCUCGCGCAGGCCGAAUUAUACCUAAUGCUCGCGAAACUGUUCCGGCGAUGGGGUGGUGGCGGCUUCGUGGGAGGCAGCGCCAAGGGCGACGGGCGGCCUGGUGAUGUUGGAGUUCUCCGGAUUUUCGACACGACGGUCAGAGACUGCGAGAUGGCGGCGGACUAUUUCAUUCCCAUCCCGUACAAGAACUCCAAAGGGAUCCGCAUCGUUUUUGACUCUCUCCACAGCGCUGUGGUUUAG